Truncatella angustata is the source of this 3651-nucleotide messenger RNA. RefSeq names its product P-loop containing nucleoside triphosphate hydrolase protein. The transcript has 3 exons. Gene Ontology annotation, cellular component: cell tip; microvillus; actin cortical patch. The record is from RefSeq and is a predicted model, not a curated record. Gene Ontology annotation, biological process: vesicle transport along actin filament; actin filament organization; endocytosis. Gene Ontology annotation, molecular function: microfilament motor activity; ATP binding; actin filament binding. Bases 1 to 3651 code for a protein of 1216 amino acids. Lineage: Eukaryota; Fungi; Ascomycota; Sordariomycetes; Amphisphaeriales; Sporocadaceae.
AUGGGUAUUAGUCGGAGACCCAAGAAGGAUGCCGGCCAAGCUGCCGCGCAGGCGGGCGGCGGCGGCGCAAAGCCCAAGAAAGCAACUUUCGAGACCUCAAAGAAGAAGGAGAUCGGUGUUUCUGAUCUCACGUUGCUGAGCAAGGUUUCCAACGAAGCGAUCAACGAGAACCUGAAGAAGCGAUUCGAGGGCAGGGAAAUCUACACAUACAUUGGCCACGUCCUCGUUUCGGUCAACCCCUUCCGGGACCUGGGCAUCUACACCGACCAGGUCCUCGAGUCGUACAAGGGCAAGAACCGUCUCGAGAUGCCGCCCCAUGUCUUCGCCAUCGCCGAGGCAUCAUACUACAACAUGAAGGCAUACAAGGAAAACCAGUGUGUUAUCAUCUCUGGCGAGUCGGGAGCCGGCAAGACCGAGGCAGCCAAGCGCAUUAUGCAGUACAUCGCCAACGUCUCCGGCGGCGAAAGCGCAGACAUUCAACUUAUCAAAGACAUGGUGCUGGCCACCAACCCCCUACUCGAAUCUUUUGGAAACGCCAAGACACUUCGAAAUAAUAACUCGUCGCGUUUCGGGAAAUACCUCCAGAUUCACUUCAACACAAAUGGCGAACCCGUAGGAGCAGACAUCACCAAUUACCUGUUGGAGAAAUCGAGAGUCGUCGGCCAGAUCGUCAACGAGCGGAACUUCCACAUCUUCUACCAGUUCACAAAGGGCGCAUCCGAAAACUACAGGACUACCUUUGGCAUUCAGCAACCACAAACAUAUGCCUACCUCAGCCGCUCCAAGUGUUACGACGUUGACGGAAUCGACGACUUGGCAGAGUUCGGGGAUACUAUUGAGGCUAUGAAGAUCAUUGGUCUUUCGCAGGCUGAACAAGAUGAAGUCUUCCGGAUGCUGUCGGCAAUUCUGUGGUGUGGAAACAUCCACUUCGUUGAAGGAGACGAUAGCUUCGCUCAAGUAGCUGACCAAUCGGUGGUAGAUUUCUUGGCCUACCUUCUCGAGGUCGCCCCAGAACAAGUAACCAAGGCUAUCACCAUUCGUGUAUUAACCCCGAGGAGCGGAGAGGUCAUCGAGUCGCCUGCCAACCCGGCCCAAGCAAAUGCCACCCGAGACGCUCUGUCCAUGGCUAUUUACUAUAACUUGUUCGACUGGAUCGUACAGAGAAUCAACCUGUCGUUGAAGGCGAGACAAGCCACCUCCAACAACGUUGGUAUCCUCGAUAUUUACGGGUUCGAGAUCUUCGAGAAGAACAGUUUCGAACAGCUUUGCAUCAACUACGUCAACGAGAAGCUCCAGCAAAUCUUCAUCCAGCUGACCUUGAAGGCUGAACAGGAAGAAUAUGCUCGGGAACAGAUCCAAUGGACCCCUAUCAAGUACUUCGACAACAAGGUGGUCUGUGACUUGAUUGAGCAAGUCAGGCCUGUUGGAAUAUUCUCAGCUUUGAAGGAUGCGACCAAGACUGCCCACGCCGACCCAGCUGCUUGUGAUCGAACUUUCAUGCAAAGCAUAAACGGCAUGAAUCACGCCCAUCUUACGCCACGCCAAGGCAGCUUCAUCAUCAAGCACUACGCUGGUGAUGUGAGCUAUACAGUCGAGGGCAUCACCGACAAGAACAAGGACCAGCUUCUCAAGGGUGUCCAGGCAUUGUUCCAGCAGAGUCAAAAUCGCUUCGUCCACACUCUAUUCCCUACACAGAUGGACUCCGACAACAGGAAGCAACCGCCGACCUCUGGUGAUCGUAUCAGAACCUCAGCAAACGCGUUGGUAGAAACUCUGAUGAAGUGCCAGCCAUCGUAUAUCCGUACAAUCAAGCCGAACGAAAACAAAUCGCCGACCGAGUACAAUGUGCCCAAUGUGCUUCACCAGAUCAAGUACCUUGGUUUACAAGAAAACGUCAGGAUUCGACGUGCUGGUUUCGCCUAUCGUCAAUCCUUCGAGAAAUUUGUGGAGCGUUUCUUCCUGCUGUCACCAGCCACUUCCUAUGCCGGUGAGUACACAUGGAAUGGCAGCGAGGAGCAAGCCGUAAAGCAGAUCCUCAAGGACACAAGCAUUCCCAAAGAAGAAUGGCAACUCGGCACCACAAAAGCCUUCAUCAAGUCUCCCGAGACGCUGUUUGCCUUGGAAACUAUGCGGGAUCGAUACUGGCACAACAUGGCAACUCGUAUCCAGAGAAUGUGGAGAGCUUAUCUUGCAUACCGUGCAGAGUCAGCUACUCGAAUCCAACGUUUCUGGCGGAAGAAGCGGACUGGUGCCGAAUACCUGCAGCUUCGCGAUCAGGGCCAUCGUAUCUUGCAGGGGCGCAAGGAGAGGCGCAGAAUGAGUUUACUUGGCUCUCGUCGUUUCUUAGGCGACUACCUGGGUGUCAAUGCUACCACCGGACCUGGGUCUCAAAUUCGGAAUGGUGCUCAGCUGUCGGGUAACGAGCAGGCGCUAUUCUCAUGCCGUGGUGAGGUUCUUGAAUCCAAGUUCGGCCGAUCGAGUAAACCUAGUCCUCGUACAUUCAUCGUCACCAACAGCAAAUUUUACAUUGUUGCACAGGCACUAGUCAAUGGCCAGCCGCAGGUCCUCGUAGAACGGGCUGUUCCUUUAGGUGCGAUCAAGUUUGUUGGAGCAUCCACAAGUCGAGACGACUGGUUUUCGCUAGGCAUCGGUUCGCCACAGGAGGCAGAUCCCUUGUUGAACUGUGUAUUCAAGACGGAGCUCUUCACACAAAUGCAGCGAGGCAUGCCUGGCGGUUUCAGCUUGAAGAUUGGCGAGUCUAUUGAAUAUGCGAAGAAGCCUGGCAAGUUGCAGCUCAUCAAAGUGCUCAAAGAUGCACCCACUGCUGUAGACUUUUACAAGAGUGGCGCUAUCCACACACAACCUGGAGAGUCUCCGUCGUCGACAUCACGGCCGACGCCAAAGGGCAAACCUGUACCCCCUCGACCUAUCACACGUGGCAAGCUGAUUAAGCCUGGAGGGCCUGGGGGCCGACCCUUGCGUGGGGCCGCCAGCAGGCCUGCAGGCUCGAACGCAAAGCGCGGCCCUGCAUCAUUACAAGCUCAAACGCCACGCCCUGUUCCUACACCGGCUGCAGUUACCAAUGCCAUCCCAAGUCAUACGCGCAACCAAAGCUCCACAUCUUCUGCCGCACGCGUUCCGCCGCCGCCGCCUCCACCUGCCGCGCCACCGGCCAAGGCCGUGAAGCCUCAAGCCAAGGUUCUUUAUGACUUCGCCGGACAGAAGGAUAACGAACUUACAGUCAAGGCCGGAGAUGUUAUUGAGAUUGUGCAAAAGGAGAAUAAUGGUUGGUGGCUAGCCAAGAAUGCUGGGAGUCAGGCAUGGGUCCCGGCUGCCUACGUCGAGGAGAUCAAGGCACCAGCACCAGCACCGGCGGCGGCGCCCCGAGCACCACCACCUCCUCCUGCGCAGAACGGCAAUGGCGCUGCAGCACGAGCUAAACCUACACCGCCACAGCCUCCAGCGAAGCGACCAACCGCAAACAAGAAGCCGGCUGCGUUGCAAUCACGAGACUCCGGCAUUGCCAAUGGUUCAGAUAGUAGUCGAAGUAGCACCCCAACCCCACAGGCUCCUCUGGCAGGUGCUCUAGCAAACGCUCUGAAGGCCCGGCAGACUGCUAUGCAAAGCAAGGAAGAUGACGAUGAUUGGUGA